ACACGACAUGCGCCCGUGACCACCUCUUCCCUCCAUCUCCACCUCCACCACCACCACCAUCAUCUCACUGUUCAAAAGCACGCCGCUCCGCCUCAUCUCCGCCACCGCCAAGCUGGACGACCGCAACGACGCCGGCAUGUCCUCUCCGCCGCCGGCAGAGGACCAGGCCCGACUGCUUGAGGAUGCCCUUCAAGUCGUCCGACAGCAGACGCUACAGAUGCGACGAUGUCUGGAGACGCCGGGCAAACUGAUGGAUGCGCUGAAGUGCAGCUCGACUCUGGUCUCCGAACUGAGGACCUCAUCCCUCGGACCCAAACAGUACUACGAAUUGUACAUGAGCGUGUUUGAUGCGCUGCGACAUUUGAGCGUCUACCUGCGAGAUUCGCAUCCCGUCAACCACUUGGCCGAUUUGUACGAGUUGGUCCAAUAUGCGGGAAACAUUGUCCCGCGACUCUAUCUGAUGAUCACUGUGGGGACGGUAUACAUGGGAAUUGAGGAUGCGCCGGUCAAGGAGAUUAUGAAGGACAUGAUGGAAAUGAGUCGAGGAGUGCAACAUCCGGUGCGAGGUCUCUUCUUGCGCUAUUACUUGAGCGGGCAAGCGCGCGAUCAUUUGCCCGAGGGAGAGUCUGCAGAAGGUCCAGAAGGGAAUUUGCAGGACUCGAUCAGUUUCAUCUUGACCAAUUUCGUGGAGAUGAACAAGUUGUGGGUGAGGUUACAACAUCAGGGACAUUCAAGAGAGCGGGAUCAGAGGACAAAAGAGAGACAGGAGUUGCAGUUGCUCGUGGGCUCCAAUCUGGUCAGGUUGUCACAACUCGUGGACUUGGAGAGCUAUAAAAAUGUGAUUCUGCAGCCGCUACUGGAACAGGUGGUGCAGUGUCGGGAUGUGCUGGCGCAGGAGUAUCUGCUGGAAGUCAUCACUCAAGUCUUUCCCGAUGAGUUUCAUUUGCACACGCUAGAUCAGCUGCUUGCAGCGACUGCGAGGCUGAAUCCACAUGUCAAUGUCAAGGCAAUUGUGAUUGGAUUGAUGGACCGGUUGAGUGCUUUUGCGCAGAGAGAGGCCGAGCCGAAGACGGACGAGGAGCGGCAGAAGCUGGAAGAUGAGAGUGUGAGCAAGCUAUUGGAAAAGCUGAAUAUGUCGAAAGACGAUGAACCCGAGGCGGAGACGAAAGAAAACGGACAUUCUGGGGAUGACGCUUCGCCACGACCGAGCGAGGACACUGCCGUGGCUUCAACAGCGGAAUCAGACGCACCCACAGAAGGCACCGCUGUGAACGAAUCGGAAACAUCGCAAGCCAACGGCAAGACGAAAGGGAUCCCGGAGAAUGUCAAGCUGUUCGACGUCUUCUACGAACAGGUUAUACAUCUGGUCACCGUGCAGCGGCUACCCAUCCAGGACAUUACUGCGCUUCUCACAUCUCUCAUCAACUUGGCCACGACCAUCUACCCCGAUCGACUGGACUACGUGGACCAAGUGCUACACUACGCGACGAAAGAGGUCGCUCGAUACCAGAACUCGGCCGAUCUCCACUCCCAAUCAUCACAGCACAAUAUUCUCAAUCUACUGCUUGGACCAGUCAAGACGUACUUUUCUCUCUUCACCGCGCUCGCACUACCCAACUAUAUUCCGCUGUUCCUACAACAACCUUAUCCCACUCGACGCAAUGUCGCAGGAGAAGUGGUCAGGAGCCUCCUGCGAAACGAUACCAAAAUCACGAACAUGGCUCAUCUGGAAAGUGUGCUCUCCAUCCUCUCCGUCCUCGUCAAAGAAGGCGCCCAAUCGGCUUCAGGCUAUCCAGGUGGUCCGAUCCGGAGAGCAGUAGUGGAGACGGAGGAAACGGUCGAGGAACAAGGCUGGCUCGCACGUAUCGUCCACUUAAUCAAGGGUCCUGACAACGUUGCACAAUUCCGGCUUCUGCAAAAGACACGACAAGCCUUUCAAGAGGGAGGCGAAAGGACCAAAUAUACCACUCCAGCCAUCAUCACACAAUCGUUGAAGUUGGCGCGAAACUUCAAGCGGAGAGAACAUCUCUCCACGGAUGACUAUGCGGUGCAGUCUAGUGCGUUGUACAAGUUCAUGCACACGGCGCUGUCUUCCCUAUACACCCGGGUUUCCGCAUCGGGAGUGCCGGAUCUUGUUCUGCGGUUGUUUGUCUCUUGUGGCCAAGUGGCAUGCCAAUGCGAGAACGAGGACGUUGCGUAUGAGUUCUUCGCACAAGCCUUUACUGUCUAUGAGGAGUCCAUCUCCGACUCCCGAUCUCAGUUCCAAGCCAUUUGCAUCAUCGCCGGUGCGCUCUGUGGCUGUUCCGACAAGUUUAGCAGAGAAAAUUACGACACGCUCAUCACGAAGGCGGCCUUGCACGGAAGCAAAUUGUUGAAGAAGCCUGACCAGUGUCGAGCUGUGUAUCUUGCUUCGCAUCUCUGGUGGGCCGUCGAGAGUGCGGAGGGUGGACAGGAGGCGGCGACGGAAGGGGGAAAAGAAACCUACCGAGACGGCAAACGCGUGCUCGAAUGUCUCCAACGCGCCCUCCGAGUCGCAGACGCCUGCAUGGACACGGCGGUGUCUGUCGAAUUGUUUGUCGAAAUUCUAAAUCGUUACGUCUAUUACUUUGACCAAGAAAAUGACGCAGUCACGACCAAAUAUCUCAAUGGCUUGAUCGAACUAAUUCACUCGAAUUUAAAUACCACGGAUGGUGCGAGUGGGUUGGAGAAUCCUCGGAAGCAUUUCCAGAGGACAUUGGACUAUAUCGAAAGUCGAGAGUACGAUGGUGUGGAGGUCAAGUCGAAGAGCAGUAGCCUGGGGGGGAAUAGUUGAAUGGUGGAGAGUCGCUGUCUUUUUUCCGAGGCGGUGGCUCCCCAUACGUCUGAGAGGGUGAGGAGGGCGAGGAGAGCAGAUAGUAUCAUGACGGGGAUGAUGGACGGAUGAUGUGUGCAAGCAUGAGGGUGGAGAGGCGGAUGCAACAGAGGAGGCUUGUAUGGCCUUGAUCGUGAUGAUGGUGGCAAGAAGAUGUGUGUGUCUGUGAGAUAGAGAGGGAGAGAGAUGCAUGGCACCUGAGGAGGAAGCAAGAUGUCAUGAAAGUC
Messenger RNA from Sphaerulina musiva SO2202, 3078 nucleotides. RefSeq names its product vacuolar protein sorting-associated protein 35. Gene Ontology annotation, cellular component: retromer, cargo-selective complex; late endosome; retromer complex. The transcript is spliced from 3 exons. The record is from RefSeq and is a predicted model, not a curated record. Bases 137 to 2812 code for a protein of 891 amino acids. Gene Ontology annotation, biological process: retrograde transport, endosome to Golgi; intracellular protein transport. Lineage: Eukaryota; Fungi; Ascomycota; Dothideomycetes; Mycosphaerellales; Mycosphaerellaceae.